Drosophila santomea is the source of this 628-nucleotide messenger RNA. Its product is annotated as keratin-associated protein 19-2. The coding region runs from base 145 to 480 and encodes 111 amino acids. The transcript is spliced from 2 exons. NCBI's taxonomy places the organism in Eukaryota, Metazoa, Arthropoda, Insecta, Diptera, Drosophilidae. The record is from RefSeq and is a predicted model, not a curated record.
UGUAGCAGCAACAAGCAACAAUAAGCCAAGUCGGAUGACUAUAAAAGCGCCGGGCCACUGGCAGCCAUCAACAAACCUCGCCUGGCGUCCAACCCAUCAAGUCAACCAGCCAUCAGCAACAUCAGCAACAUUAGCGGCAGCAACAUGAAGUUCUUGUGCGUGUUCGUCAUCCUGGCCAUUUGCCUCAUGAGCAGCUGGGCAGCAGUUUCGGAGCCCGCUCCUGAAGCCCUGGAGGCGGCCGACCCAUCCGCCGUGGAUGAGAAGAAGACGGAGAAGCGAGGCAUCUACGGGUUCGGUCACGGCUACGGCGGCUACGCUGGAUAUGGCGGAUAUGGUGGCUACGGACAUGGCCACUACGGCGGCUACGGCGGACUGAGCAGUCCCUACUACGGCGGCUACGGCUACGUCCAUGCGGCGCCCUACUACGGCGGACACCACGGCUACUAUCCGUACCACCAUGGCCACUACGGCUUCUACUAGGACCACCACCUAUCCAUACUGUUUUUUUUGUCUCGAUCGCUUCAUACUCAUCACUGCACCUUCAUUCGUAUAUACGCAUAUGUAUGUAUGUACUGGUUUUCCCCAAUCAUUCACCGCAAUAUAAAUGUACUGCAAAUAGCUAAUACAA